AUGGGCUCCAAGAGCGAUCUCAACGAGAAGUGGUCUCCGAGCAUCCGCGACGACGUGCGCUCCGCGCGGGACACGCUGAAGUUCCCCAAGGGCACGCUGAGCUUCGUGGCGAAAGGCCCAGACGCACGGACCACGCAGGUGAUGAUUUCCUUGUCCGACCUCACAGGAAGACUGGGACACAAUCCUUGGGAGACGCCGAUUGGUCAUGUCUUGGAGGAGGACUUUCCAGUGCUGGACCAGUUCUUCACCGGCUACCAGGAUGCGAUUGAGGAGGAGGAGCUGCUGAAGAGAGGCAACGGCUAUUUGCAAGAGUUCUUCCCAAGAGCAUCACCCUCCAAUGCCCACUACCAUGGGACCUCGCCCAUCGGUGCACAGACCAGCCCGAGGCCCGUCCUCGCGAUGCACUCCCCGGUGUCACCUCACAGGACCACGCGGAGUGGAUGGGGACAUGCCACAGGCAAUGAUUCCAGCGUGGGGAGCUUAGCUGCGAAUGCCCGGGUUCCAGAUGAAGACUCGGAAUUGUUGGAGCGGCUGACUGCGGCAGCAGAGUGCAGGUGGACCACACAGGAGCUCACCUUUGUUCCAGAAAGCCGCACCCCGAUGACCUCGGUCUCCGCGGGCUACCCGCCAGCCAUGAAUACCAGCGAGCCCCGCGAGCCGCCACCGGCCUCAGCGGCGGCGGCCGCCGCCGCGGAAGCCGCUGCGGCCGCGGCGUGGCCGGCGUUGAGAGCCUUCGAGGAGCCCACCGAGGGGCCCGCCGAGCAGGUCCAAGUGGACCAGGGCAGUGCGGAGACCUCCUCCGCUCGUGGACAGAGCGAGGCGGAGCCGAUGAAGAGCCCCAUGAACUCCCCGCGCACCGUGGCGGUGACCGGUGUGCCCGUGUCGGAGAAGCCCUGGGAGGUCACGGUCGAUGACGAGCCAGAGGUGUUUCUGGAGAUGAUCCGCUUCGUUUACCUGAACACCUGUCAUGUGGAUCAGGGCAACGUGAAGGCGCUGAUGCACAUUGCGGACAAGUACUGCAUCGAGGAUAUCGUGAAGCACUGCCUGCAAUGGAUGCAAGACAACUUCACAGUGGGUCUUUUCUACCACUUGCUCACAGUGCAAAUGUCCCACGAGCAUUUCGGCCGCCUCCUGUGGAAUAGCUUGCUGAAGGCUCUGCGCAGCCGACGUCACUUCGCCUUGGUGACGGCAGAUGCGGAAGAGCACUUCGAGAAACUCCCAGUGUCCUUCGUGGAGGCGCUGCUGCGUUCCGACGAGCUGCCUGUGAUCAGCGAGAUUGAGGCAUCCGGCCCGAGCGGCGGCGUUCUGGGGGGGUGGGGAGCGGUGUUCCCGCGGGAGUAG
Messenger RNA from Durusdinium trenchii, 1341 nucleotides. Lineage: Eukaryota; Dinophyceae; Suessiales; Symbiodiniaceae. The record is from the annotation of a GenBank genome assembly.